This is a messenger RNA of Paramacrobiotus metropolitanus, 1430 nucleotides long. RefSeq lists its product as uncharacterized. The record is from RefSeq and is a predicted model, not a curated record. Lineage: Eukaryota; Metazoa; Tardigrada; Eutardigrada; Parachela; Macrobiotidae. Bases 103 to 1422 code for a protein of 439 amino acids. The transcript has 3 exons.
CUUGAUUAUUCAUUUCUAAAUCGCGCUGUCGCGUGCUAGCUGGGUGUAAUAAAUAUCCACACAAGCGGCUAGAACAACAUGUAAAUACAACUUUUCGGUAAAAUGAUCUUCAUAAUUCCGGUGUGGCACAUAUUGCGAUUAUUUUUGUUAAUUCCAUCCGGGCAUUAUCCACAUGACAGCAGCCAGCGCAAGUCUCACCCAAUAUGGCGAUACUUGCGACUGACAUUUCUAGUAUUUUUGGUUUUAUUCUUAACAUUUGUAUUUGCGCAGGAUUUAUUAUUAUGGGUGUUUAAUAAAUCACUAUGGCUAAAGCUGUUUUCCGGAAACAAUCGCAUUCUUAUGUUAUUGGUGCACAUCCGAAGCACGGCGGUGUUGGGAAAGAAUUGGGCAAUAAUUAUGCUGUUCGUUCUCCGAUCGCGUUCUUUACGCGGAUACAUAGAUGGAAAUUUUAAAAAUUUACUCAAUCUUUUCCCGGUCUCCCGACGACGACAACAAAUACAUCAGAUACUGUGCGCCGCGAUAUUUGUGGUCCCAAUUCUCAUAUCUAUGGUCCGGUUAGGUUUCGCGGCCUUCAUUGUAUACACGAAAGGUGAUCCGAAUGACAGAAUUCCUUUCUAUUUCCGGUUUAUCAACAAAUGGGUGUUAUAUACCGCCUCGUAUAUAGCGGAAAUUGUUGGCAGUUUACUAGCCUGGUCCAUUGUGGUUUUCCUGGCUUCACUUGGAAGAAUUCUAAAAGAGUGCUCGGAGCAGUUCAAUAAAAAACUGGUUACCUUACGCGACGAGAUUCGUAUAGUGCAUAAAAACGGGCUGAGCAGGAGUGAGUACAAGGAGUUUAUACGCAAAGUAGCAGACAUCAGGGACAACUAUGAACAACUGGUGGAUGUUUUUAAUGAGCAUGAGGGGCUCCUGUCAGCUCAGACUUUUGUGGCGGUUGUUGGAUACUUCAUGAUGACGUUUUCUUCGUUGGCUGGAUUUUUUCGUCCUGGAGGUCUUUCGACAUUGGGAUUUAUAAUCGCUGCAUUGGGUUGUAUGAUGUAUUUCUAUCAAAUGGCUGUUAUUUGCGUCUAUCCUAUUCGACUGCACGAAGAGAGUGAAAAGUCAGUGGAAAUACUACAACAAAUAAUUUACUUCCAUCAGCGAAGCAGCGGUCAUUCAGGAAGGGUUCCGCAGCUAUCCGAGGCCACGACAACAGUGGAAGAUUUGCAUAUGCAAAUUAAGGAUUUUCAGGAGUUAUACAGUUUUUUACAGCGGAUUUUAACUAAGCCUCUUUCUUUAACUGUGGUGGGUUUCGCUGAUCUCAACAGAUCGUUCCUCGUGACGAUUGCCGCUACCGUCAUCGGAUUCACGCUAUUUUUAUUGGAACAAGCAGAAGGACAAGAGUAUCGUAGUGCGGGCUGCCAAAGUUUCAACAGUUCUGUUUAAGGAUGUCC